This is a messenger RNA of Anopheles bellator, 2127 nucleotides long. It is a transcript of the gene RASSF8, whose product is annotated as GATA zinc finger domain-containing protein 8. Lineage: Eukaryota; Metazoa; Arthropoda; Insecta; Diptera; Culicidae. The record is from RefSeq and is a predicted model, not a curated record. Bases 1 to 2127 code for a protein of 708 amino acids. The transcript is spliced from 5 exons. Gene Ontology annotation, biological process: signal transduction.
AUGGAGCUGAAGGAUGUCGUCUUUGCUUUGGCACACGCCACCGGCAAAACCGGCCGCUUCACGCUCAUCGAACGGUGGCGUAAUAACGAGCGGUUGCUGGCACCGCACGAGAACCCGCUCAAGAUCCUGAUGAAAUGGGGCGAGUACUCCAGCGACGUUCAGUUCAUCCUCCAGCGAUCCGAUCAGCAGCAGCAGGCGAAAAAGGAUCAACCGCCGGGGGCAGCGACGAUCCCCACGCAACCAACGCAGCAGGCGACGCAGGUUUCGCAAUCCCAACAACAGCUUCUACGCCAGCAACAGCUGAAGUUGAAUCAACUGAACAACAACCAUAUCGCCGCAAAUGGCGGGUACACCAACAAUGGCAAUCAGAUCAUCACCAGCAACAGCAGCAAUACCACCACCAACAACGGGCUCGCAGCCUCCCCGACGAGUCCCAAUGGGGUUAACAACAAUAACAACAACAUUAUCCCUCCGGGCGUUAUCAGUGCCCACCACCCGCACAUCAACGGUAACGGGUUAAACAACAACGGUGUCCACCAUCACCACGCAUACCACCAGAACGUGGACGAAAGCGGAGGCAGCAGUGGCAGAAACUCCACCGGAACGCCACCGACACAGGCGCCGGCGGCGACGCAGGGCGGCCCCCCGCCACCACCACUGCAUGUCGGGAGCAACGUGGUCGGGGAGUUUAAUGCGGCCGACCUGAGGAGUUCGCUGGAUCGGAAGGUGAACGGGGUCCUGGUGUUCAGCAGUGGGCUCAACGAGCGCGGUCCGGUGGCGCCCUCCAGUGGCGGGUCGAGCGUUAUCGUCGGCGCUACCAUGAAGUCGGCUGACCACCAUCACGGGACACUCGGGCGAUAUCACACCCCACCGCAGCCCCAUCACCACGGCCUUAGUUGCGCGGACAAUCAGCAUCAUCAGCUGGACACGAGCAGCAUCAGCAGCAUCAGCAGCUCGACUGGCGGCGGCGGUGCCAACCUGUUGCUGAACGGUUCAAGCACUGGGAGUGGGCCCACCACCAACUCGCCCAUCGUGGGCAUCUCGUCGAACGGGGCCCUGGUGCCACCGCCGUACCGUGACCCACCGCCACCGCGCAACAGUCCCCUGUCGCAUCGGCUGCUCGAGGGCGGCAGCUACUCCACGAACGGCGGUUGCAACACCCUGACCAGCCUCAGUAGCACCGGAAGUGCCGGAAGUGGUAUCGGUGGUAGCGGCACGGGCAGGAAAUUGGACAAGGACAGCAGCAACCCCGGUGCCGGAUCCUCGUCGUCACCGUCAGGGGCGGCGCCGCCCCUACUGGACCAACCGGGUCCGUCCGGGGAGACCAAUUUGCUGAACGGCGGUGGGUCCUCCGAGACCCUGCCACAGCAUGUAACCGGCUACCGGGAACUGAUACAGCUCAUCAAGUUACAGCGCGAGAAAAUCAAUACCCAGCAGGCGGACAUCUCGAAGUACGAUUCCGAGAUACUGUACCUGGAGGGCCGUAGCCGCGACCAGCUCGAUCAGCUGGACGUGAUCACGCAGGAGAUCAACAAGACGGACGCCCUGUACCGGCAGACGAGCGAACAGCUGCAGGCGUUCCAGUACGUCGAGGAGGAGAGCGAGCUGGUGCGGCAGCAGGAGAAAACGCUCAAGUCCGAGCUGACGCUGCUGCGGUCGAAGCUGGCCAACAGCGAGACGGAGCUGCUGCAGUGCAAGAACCGCAUCCGGCUGCUGAUGGACGAGAUACUGGUCGAGCAGCGCAAGUAUAGCCGACAGUACGAUCCGAACCGACAGCAAUUGCUGGAACGGCAUCUAAUGUGUGAAGUUGACAGGCUCCAGGUGGAGAUCGAUCUGGCGGUGCAGAGCGCGGACCAGGCGAACAAGGCGCACGACAAGCUGCGGACCGAGGUGUCGCAGCUCGAGGCGGCCAUCGCGGACAAGAAGAAGCAGGUCGAGCGGCUGGUGCACGAGAUGAAGGAGGUCAACCUGCAAAGCCUGGCGGUGGUGCCGCCGGCCGACGAGGUCCGGCACCUGCUGGAAGUUGGUUCCGUCAAACCCGGCAGCACCCGACGGAUGAUCGGUUCCCCGCGGCAGCUAGAGAACGCGGUGCCGACGAGCAAAAACCCUCACGGUGUCUGGGUGUGA